UCUCUAGUUUCUGAACAGCUCAUCACUAUAUUAUUUGCAGAACAAUUAAAUAAGCCAGAAAAGCAACAUGGCCAAAAGACAAUUGCCGCUGCCAGAAAUGAACGAUGAUAAGCAUCGGCGCAAACAGUUUAAAGGGCAUUUGGACAGCAACCGACUGCAACCGCCUAAAUUCAAAAUGAAUCGCAGCCACUCGCAUAUAUUAGGCAGCAAGAUCAACUCCCAAAUGGCGCAUGCCAUUUCGUUUUGCAGGGGAGCCGAGUUAAAUGCCGACACGUCAAUGUCCUGCAAUAAGAGCUAUUUUGAGCAGUGUUUCGAGCGUUUGGAUAAGUUGGGCGAGGGCUCAUUUGGUGAGGUGUUCCAAGUACGAGAUCGUUCCGACAGCCGGCUGUAUGCGGUCAAAAUCUCCAAGCAAUUGUGUCGCAGCGAACAUGAUCGCGCAGAGAGAUUGGAGGAGGUGCGUCGCUACGAAGAGUUAUCCGGCCAUCAGAAUUGCGUACGUUUCAUACGCGCCUGGGAGCAAAACUGUCGUCUGUUCGUGCAAAUGGAACUGUGCCGCGAGAGCUUGCUGCAGUAUUUGUCCCGUUGCCGACAGAUUCCCGAGAAGCGUAUCUGGCACAUAUUGUUGGAUUUGCUGCGCGGCUUAAAGUCCCUACACGAUCGUAAUCUCAUACAUUUGGACAUUAAGUUGGAUAAUGUGCUCAUCGGUGCCGACGAGAAAUGGAAGCUGUCGGACUUUGGUCUGGUCAUCGAUUUGGACAAGGUGGAAAGUGAUCAGGCCACCGAGGGCGACUCGCGUUACAUGGCACCCGAAAUACUCCAGGGUCAAUUCACCAAGGCCGCCGACAUCUUCAGCCUGGGCAUCGCCAUCCUUGAGCUGGCCUGCUACAUGGACUUGCCAUCGAAUGGCCCGCUCUGGCAUGAGCUGCGCAAUGGUAAGCUGCCCGAUGAGUUUAUAAACACACUUUCUGUGGAGCUACAACAGGUCAUCAAGUGCAUGAUGACACCAGAUCCCCAACAGCGUCCCACUGCAGAGCAGCUGCUAGCGGAUCCCGUGCUGACGAGAAUGCAAAAUGCAGUGAAUAAUAAUGCGGCCAAUGGAGCGCCAUCAUCGCCAUCAUCGCCAUCACUGCCAUCAUCGCCAUCCGCAAGCCCUGCUGGUACACCGCGUGUGGAACUUCAAUUGGCUACCUCAACGCCCAUUGGGAAUCGCAAUUGUUAUGCCUCCGAUUUUCUAUCGGGGGCCUUGCAUCUGUCGCCACAGUGCCCACCAACAGCCUCUCGACGAAUAAAUUGGAUGAAGUCCACGCCACAUCCAAAAAUUUUAUUCCAAGAAAUCGUUAGCGAUUCGUAGAGUAACAUUUUGGUUGGGCGACGAACAGGAGACGCAACGCAAGGAAUAAAUAUAUACAUAAAUAUGGUAAUAUAUAUAUAUAAAAGAAACCUCAUACAUAUGGCAACAAUCUAAACAUCGUUAAAUAUUUAGAGUCCAGUUGUGGAGCUUCAUGAAUAUAAUGUAUAUUUAAAAAUUUAUAUUUUUGGUAAUUAGAACGGUUCUUUAGAAGAAACUUGUUUUUACAACGUAAUCCGAAUUGUAAAAGAUAAUAUACGAAAUGCGAUUUGAAAAAACCGCAAAAUUAUAAAAACAUCGUAAAUUUAUCCAAUUUAAUUGCAAUAAAAUAAAA
Molecule: messenger RNA, 1682 nt
Organism: Drosophila grimshawi
Lineage: Eukaryota; Metazoa; Arthropoda; Insecta; Diptera; Drosophilidae
Product: membrane-associated tyrosine- and threonine-specific cdc2-inhibitory kinase
Exons: 1
Coding region: 68-1351 (427 amino acids)
Biological process (GO): protein phosphorylation
Molecular function (GO): protein kinase activity; ATP binding
Source: RefSeq, a predicted model, not a curated record